Phycomyces blakesleeanus NRRL 1555(-) is the source of this 3050-nucleotide messenger RNA. RefSeq lists its product as hypothetical. The record is from RefSeq and is a predicted model, not a curated record. Gene Ontology annotation, molecular function: RNA binding. Gene Ontology annotation, cellular component: nucleus. NCBI's taxonomy places the organism in Eukaryota, Fungi, Mucoromycota, Mucoromycetes, Mucorales, Phycomycetaceae. The transcript is spliced from 5 exons. The coding region runs from base 1 to 3006 and encodes 1001 amino acids. Gene Ontology annotation, biological process: mRNA processing.
AUGUCUAGAUUACGUGACGACGAUAACGACAGACGCAACCCAGAGAGUUUCGUUGUAUUUGGAACACCAUUCCCUGACCAGACAGAACGAGACAAACGGGCUGGUGUAAGUGACGCUGGUCAGUUUGUUCCUGUCUGGAAACAGGAAGCGAGAGACGAGAAUGGCCGACGACGAUUCCAUGGUGCAUUUACUGGUGGAUUUUCAGCAGGCUACUAUAAUACUGUUGGCUCCAAAGAAGGAUGGCAACCUUCCAAUUUCGUCUCUUCUCGCUCAUCGCGUAAUGAAAACAAGGAAAUGAGACCAGAAGACUACAUGGACGAUGAAGAUCUCCAAAAGUCGCUUGCAGGAGCCAAGAAGCUUGUCGCCACAGAAGAAUUCGAUAUUAUUGGCGGUACUGAGCGUGAGCUAGCAGCUCGCAGAAAACUUCAGGAGGAGGAUGCUGAACGUGGAGGCAGUCUUGGAUUCUUAAGCUCUAGUAUCAUCAAUAUGAUUGGUCCUCCAAAGGAUUCAGUUGGUAUUCGUCUGCUGCGUAAAUUGGGAUGGAAGCCUGGACAGGGUAUUGGACCACGCAUGAGUCACCACCAAAGACGAUUCAAAAAAACCAAAGACGAGAGCGAGGACGAGGAAGAUGACGAUGAUGAAGAAGGACCCCAUAUGUCAGAUAUCACAUAUGCGCCAAAGGAUACACCGAUUGUCGAUUUUCAUUCAAAGACCAAUGGACGAGGUUUAGGUUAUGAUCUCGAAAAAUUAGUACCACAAGUAGCCGAAAUGCGCCGGCUGCGUGAAUUGGGUAAACAUGAUCUAGAGGGAAAAUCAGAACGAUCUGCGUUUGGUGUUCAAGGAACCUCUACAAAAAGAGCAGGAUUUGGUCUAGGAUCAUUUGAAGAUGAUGAAGAUGAUGAAGACGUAUAUGGCGAUGGUAGUGGACGAGACAUUCAUCAUUCACUCUAUGACGAUGAAGCAGAGGCAAACGAUGACCUAACUCCAUGGUCUAGUGCCAAUUUAAAGCGAAAAAAGGAUACACUUAACAACUCAUCCAAAUUACGGUCUUCUGAUGGAAGGCUUCCUUUAAAAGGAUUUAUAUAUUCUCCAGAGUCCCAAGAAUUAGGAAAAUGGUACCAACCUCCCAAAGUGCCUACCGACUUUGAUUGUCAACAUAGAUUCCCAUUGGACAACCAAAUCGAUAUUGCUCGUCCUCAGCAUGGCUUAUCAUCCGACCAGCGUGGGCACAUCCUUGGCGAAAAGCCUGUCCACAUACGUUCUGUAUUCGACUAUAUUCCUGAAAAAUCUAAAAACCAGCUUGACAGCGCUAUUCGGUUUAUCACUGAAGCUAGUAAACCUGUAGACAGAUCCAAGUUAUCUGGAUUUACUGUGAUCCCCAAAGAUGUUGCUGCGUUGGCACUCAAAGGUUACAUGCCUUUUAGUGAAAAUAUCAAAAAACGGGCUCGAUACCGGGAAUAUCUUGAAGACAUGAUGGGAAAAAAAAGUUCUGAUGGUCAGCCCAAGACUGAGCUGCCCAUACCUGAAGGAUUAAACUAUGAAGAUGCCAUGAAAGAAAUGGAAGAGUUUUCCAAAUCAGCUCGUAUGUAUGGGCGUGUUAACAACAUGAUCAAUAGCCGGUUCACAAGUGCAAGUGGAAGUCAUAUCGAACAGAACGCAUUUGAAGGAGGUCUUCAAACUGAAGCCGAGUGGCGUCAAGACAACCAAGAUAAACAAAAAGAAGUUGUUGAAGAACCUGUAAAAAAGUUGUCACAAGAAGCAGAAGCAGCUUCCAUGAAAAUGUUUGGUCAACUCACUCGUUCUGUUCAGCCAUUUUAUCCUACAAAGCUUGUAUGCAAGCGUUUUAAUGUCAGGAACCCACAUCCAGAUCAUGUAGAAACCAACGUAUCAGCUACUGGACAUAGUCGUACACAAGCAGGCUCUCAUCAAGCUUUAAGUGAAGACAGUAUGGAUAGUAUGUUGCGCAAAAGAGAGUUUCAUCCCGUUUCGGCCCCAAAAACUAUUCAAGACGAUCCUGCUUUGGCAGCCGUGAUCCCCAAGCCCUCUGAGAGAUCUACCGACCCAAAUGCACCCACUGCACCCUCUCUUGUUGAGACUGUCCAGAUACCUGAGCAAGCGACCCAAGCUGAGUCAGUGUUAGAUUAUGAACGACCUUCGAUGGAUAUCUUUAAAGCAAUCUUUGAAAAUUGGGAUGAUGAAGAUGAAGAGGAGGAAGAAGAAGAAAAUAAAGAAGAAAACAAGCGAGCUUCAGAUCAUAAACAGCCUAUGCAUGUAGGUAAAUCUACACCCACUGAAAGACAAAACUUGCAAAAGUACGGUGGACAUGAAAAUCAAGAUGAAGACGACGAUGAAGAUAUGAUUGGACCUAUGCCUCCACCAUCUGAGACCUUUACUGAGAAACAAAUCUCAGAACCUUUCAGACCCAUAUUCAAUCGAUCUAGUACUCGCAAUCCCGAAAGUGGACUAUCACAAUCGCAGAAUCAAUACCAGCAACAAGAACAAAAUGAACAAAAACAGAAACAACAACAGCCUGUAAUUAUGUCUGAAGAGAUUAUUGUACAGCCUUUCAAGUCGCGAGCUCUCCAAGAACGUAGCAAGCGUCGACAUAUCUCUGUCUCAGAUGACGAUGAUGGAAACGCUAGCGAUGAUAGGAGUAAACGGGAUAAACGAGACAAAAAGAGCAAGAAAAAACACAAGGACAGCCACAAACACAGUCGUAAACGUAGCAGAAGUCCAAGUAUUGAAAGAUCUUCUAGAAGAGACAAAAAGAAGUCGAAGAAGGAAAGCAGUCGACGCCAUGAUCAUAAGCAUAGUAGCAGUAAAUUUCUACUCACCUUUGGUGAUGAAGAAGAAGAGGCGGAAUGGGUUGAGAAGGAGCCUGUUGUAUCGAAUCAUAAGUUUGAUAGCAGUAAACGAUCAGAUAGUAGUAGUAAAGCCUUUAGUCAUGUGGAUGAACAAAGGGAGAAGCCUCAAAAUCGAAGAAUGCGUGCUGCUGAUCUGUGGUAGAAGUGCUAUAUCUUGAAUAAAAAUAAAUACUAUAUACUGUUUUU